CUGAAUUUGACACUGUACAUCGUGGCAACAGUGGCACAGGAAGCAGAGCCCUGGCAGAGGUAGCCAAGAAGUACAGUAAAAACGUUUCUGCUGUAUUGUGGGUGGACUUCAAAUCAGAGAUGGAAAGUUUGGAUGCUAUCAAACGCCCCAAACUGGUGGAAAUUGAAGGAAUUCCAAUGCUCAGAGAAACAUUAGAAAAUUGGAAUCUAAUAAGUGGCUUUCAAGCUCGGCCUGAUGACCUUCUUCUCUGCACUUAUCCCAAAGCAGGGACCACGUGGAUACAGGAAAUUGUGGACAUGGUCCAGCAUAGAGGAGAUGCACAGAAAUGUGCCCGGGCACCCAUUUACGAGCGGAGCCCCUACAUAGAACUUUUCCCUCCAAAGCCCAUGCCUUCAGGCUUUGAACUGGCAAUGGCAAUGCCAUCCCCGCGAACCCUCAAAUCUCAUCUCCCAGUUCAACUCCUGCCAACUUCCUUCUGGGAACAAAAUUGCAAGAUCAUUUAUGUGGCCAGAAAUGCCAAGGACUGUGCUGUUUCCUUCUUCUAUUUCCAUCGCAUGAAUAAAAUACUUCCAGAUCCAGGAAAGUGGGAAGAUUUUCUGGAGAAUUUCAUUGCUGGGAAAGUUGGUUAUGGCUCAUGGUUUGACCAUGUUCGUGUUUGGUGGGAGGCUAAAAACCACCAUUCAAUUUUGUACCUCUUUUAUGAAGACAUAAAAGAGAAUCCAGCUCAGGAAAUCCAGAAAGUAGCUGAGUUCCUAAAUAUAGAGCUUUCAGCACCAGUCCUGGAUCAGAUUGUGCAGCACACUAAAUUUGAGAGCAUGAAAGAGAACCCAAUGGCUAAUUAUAGCAACAUGCCUUCCUCGGUCCUUGACCAGACAGUGUCACCCUUUAUGAGAAAAGGCACCGUUGGGGACUGGAAGGAACACUUCACAGAGGCUCAAAGCCAACAACUAGAUGAAAUCUGCACCCAAAAACUAGGUGACAGUGGCUUGGAAUUCCGCACAGAGCUAUAAACAGACUUCACUAUGCCUUCAAGCAAAACUUUUUCUGGGACUGAUUUCUACUUGAUUUAAAAGAAAUAAUCACAAAUUUACAUGCAAGGAAGCCAUUUUGCGAUG
Messenger RNA from Thamnophis elegans (Western terrestrial garter snake), 1115 nucleotides. RefSeq names its product sulfotransferase 1C2-like. The transcript has 7 exons. Bases 120 to 1010 code for a protein of 296 amino acids. The record is from RefSeq and is a predicted model, not a curated record. Gene Ontology annotation, molecular function: sulfotransferase activity. Lineage: Eukaryota; Metazoa; Chordata; Lepidosauria; Squamata; Natricidae. Gene Ontology annotation, cellular component: cytoplasm. Gene Ontology annotation, biological process: sulfation.